CAUUGAACACGCACGUGCACGAUGAAGCCGCUGUUCCGCCACGCCAAGACCACAUCGCCGCGGCAAAGUCUCUCGGCGCAUGGUCGACCCCAAUCGGCCGUGCUCGAUGUCCUCACGCAGCCGGAUCUGCUGCCACUCAUCGCCGCCUACCAAGCCGGCACGUCGCGCGAGCUCGCUCGGAUCUUCAAAAAGUACCGGCAACAGCUCCACAAGCCCGAGUAUGCCAUGGUCAACAGCGACGAUCCGAGCGAGUUUCGCUGCUUUGUGCUCUUCAAGCUCCUCUCGGACGGCAAGACCCCGGGCGUGCAUCUUCUUUUGCGCGAGUUUCCCGACGGCUACAGUUGUCCCAAGAUGAAAGCUGCGGCCGACCUCUAUGCGAUUGACGCCGCAUGCCGCCUCGGCGAUUUGAACGUUGUCAAGUUUCUCCACGAACACCACUUGGGUUUGUGCAGUCAAGCCGCGAUGGACGCGGCGGCGUCCAGCGGAAGCCUCUCGAUCGUCAAGUACCUUCACCGCCACCGCGACGAGGGGUGCACCCCCCUUGCGCUCGCCCACGCCAAGCGCUUUGGGCACAUCAAGAUCUUCAACUACCUCGCCACGCACGUCGCAACAAACGAGACGCCGAUUCGUGAAAAGUCGGCGCUCACAGCCCGCGACACGGUGGCCGCCACGAGCGACUGCUGCAUUCAAUAGUCCCGGCACAUUUAUAGUCUAGUUGGCAGAGUUAAUUUUUCUUAUUUAUGCAAAAUACCGCACAUCAUUGUCAAUACAUUGCCGACAAUUGCUCUUUGGG
This is a messenger RNA of Saprolegnia parasitica CBS 223.65, 793 nucleotides long. RefSeq lists its product as hypothetical. Bases 22 to 693 code for a protein of 223 amino acids. NCBI's taxonomy places the organism in Eukaryota, Oomycota, Saprolegniomycetes, Saprolegniales, Saprolegniaceae. The record is from RefSeq and is a predicted model, not a curated record. Gene Ontology annotation, molecular function: protein binding. The transcript has a single exon.